Molecule: messenger RNA, 648 nt
Organism: Menidia menidia (Atlantic silverside)
Lineage: Eukaryota; Metazoa; Chordata; Actinopteri; Atheriniformes; Atherinopsidae
Source: the annotation of a GenBank genome assembly
AUGCCUUCAACACUGGAGGGGCAGAUCACCAUGGAGAAGACACCCAGCUACUUUGUGACGAACCAUGCCCCGAAGCGCAUCCACUCCAUGGCCAGGGACAUCAAGCUUAUUAUUGUGGUGCGUAAUCCUGUCACCAGAGCCAUUUCAGACUAUACACAGACUUUGUCCAAGAAACCUGAGAUCCCCACUUUUGAGGUUCUGGCUUUUAAGAACAGGACGCUGGGUCUAAUAGACGCCUCCUGGAGUGCGCUGCGUAUAGGGAUAUAUGCGCUACACCUGGAGAGCUGGAUGCAGUAUUUCCCUCUCUCCCAAAUGCACUUUGUCAGCGGGGAGAGGCUGAUUGUGGAUCCUGCGGGAGAGAUGGCCAAAGUGCAGGACUUUCUGGGACUGAAGCGGAUCGUCACAGACAAACACUUUUACUUUAAUAAAACUAAAGGAUUUCCCUGUCUGAAGAAGCCAGAGGACAGCAGUACCCCAAGAUGCCUGGGCAAGUCGAAAGGGAGAACUCAUCCUAAAAUUGACCCAGAUGUGAUACGCCGGUUGCACAAGUUCUACAAGCCCUUUAACAUGAUGUUCUACCAAAUGACCGGCCAGAACUUUGAAUGGGAGCUUGAGGAGGACAGUGAAUCUCGCAGCUCUCAGGACUAG